AAUAAAAAUUGGAAAAUAUACAAAUUGAAUUAUGUGUAAAACAAAAGUCAUUACAACAGUUUUGGAUACUGUUAUUAAAUCACCUAAUUUCGGACAAUGCUUGCGAAAACUCCAAAUAAUUUCAGCAGGUUUAGGAAAUGGAAAUUGUAAAGCACAGUUAGUUGUAUCUGAGGAACAUUUAAAUUUAGGUGGUUCCAUGCAUGGUGGUUUUACAAGUACUCUUAUUGAUUGUGUUUCAUCAUAUGCCCUAAUGUCCCAUAAGACUAAUGCAGCAGGUGUUUCAGUAGAUUUAAUGGUUACGUUUAUGAAACCUGCUCUUCCUGGUGAUCUUGUAACAAUUGAUGCUAAGACUAUACGUGCUGGAAGAACACUAGCUUUUCUUGCAGUGGAUAUUACAAAAGAUGAUGGGAAACACAUAAUUGCUCAUGGACGACACACUAAAUUUAUUGGAGAAAAGAAGUAGAACCCAUGUUAUUAUAUAUUGAUCACCAGGUGGAACGUCCAUGGGAAAGCAGGGUGCAGCAUUAUCGCAAGACUUUUUACAGUCUAUACCAU
Eufriesea mexicana is the source of this 555-nucleotide messenger RNA. Its product is annotated as acyl-coenzyme A thioesterase 13. Lineage: Eukaryota; Metazoa; Arthropoda; Insecta; Hymenoptera; Apidae. The coding region runs from base 32 to 463 and encodes 143 amino acids. The record is from RefSeq and is a predicted model, not a curated record. The transcript has 4 exons. Gene Ontology annotation, molecular function: fatty acyl-CoA hydrolase activity.